Mycena indigotica is the source of this 798-nucleotide messenger RNA. RefSeq lists its product as uncharacterized. The record is from RefSeq and is a predicted model, not a curated record. Lineage: Eukaryota; Fungi; Basidiomycota; Agaricomycetes; Agaricales; Mycenaceae. The transcript has 4 exons. Gene Ontology annotation, biological process: vesicle-mediated transport; intracellular protein transport. Gene Ontology annotation, cellular component: cytoplasm. Gene Ontology annotation, molecular function: GTP binding. Bases 1 to 798 code for a protein of 265 amino acids.
AUGGACUCCGACUCCAUCGACGCAGAGAUUAUACCAGUGACGAGUACCUUUUCACCACAAACCCUCGGUGUAGCCUCCUUCAUUCUAGCGGUCGUUGUUCUCGCAUUUGUUUUCCUGUUCACUCGACGCCGAUCCCGAGCGGCAGGACAACAUUUACUUCUCGUUGGCCCUCCAGAUGCAGGGAAAACUGCCAUUCUUUCGACGCUGGUCUACAACCAACCGCUGCCAACGCAUACAUCCCUCCAGACGAACUCUUCUGUAAUCGCUUUACCCAAGAAAGCUCUGACAGUUGUGGACAUUCCAGGCCACCCUCGCAUCCGAAACCAAGUCAAUGAGUUCAUCACCGACGCCAAAGCGAUUGCCUUCGUGGUAGAUGCGAGCACAGUUUCACGGAACGGUCCUGUCGUAGCAGAGCAUCUCCAUAUUGUGCUCAAUGCGAUUAGGUCUCUGCCCCCGUCGCAGGUCUUGCCCUCGUUGGUGAUUCUUGCGCAUAAGUCGGACCUUGUCAAAUCCAGCGCCUCGUCAGCGACACAGGCCAUCAGCAGGGUCAGAACCAUCCUCGAAAGAGAACUAGAGAAACGGAGACUAGCGCAGUCGGGGGGUGUUGGAGUAGAGGGCCUUGGGGAGGAGGGUGAGCGGACGGAAAUGGGAGGACUCGAAUGCAGCGGCGAGAAAGGCAUUUUCCAGUUCGACACAUGGGAGGGUGGAGAGGUAACCUUCUUGGGAACGUCCACCAAAAUAGUGGACGAGAAAAGUGGGCUCAGAGACUUCGAAGACUGGGUUGAGGAGAACGCAUAG